Periophthalmus magnuspinnatus is the source of this 6391-nucleotide messenger RNA. Its product is annotated as LON peptidase N-terminal domain and RING finger protein 2-like. Bases 973 to 3291 code for a protein of 772 amino acids. The transcript has 13 exons. Gene Ontology annotation, molecular function: protein binding. The record is from RefSeq and is a predicted model, not a curated record. NCBI's taxonomy places the organism in Eukaryota, Metazoa, Chordata, Actinopteri, Gobiiformes, Gobiidae.
AGCUCAGGCCUCGUGCGUCACGUGACGCGCUGAGCUGCUCUGAAUGUUGAGGAUGCACAGAAGCAACAAUCUUUAGGUCGCGGGGCUAGGAGGCUAGCGCCCACCAUGGCAGCCCGCGAAAGGAGAGCUUUUAAACAUAGAAUCUCGUCUUUUUUCAACACAAGGACAUGACGCCUGGAUUGGGAUAAUCGUGUUUGUUGGCUCUGGGACUGUCUUGUAAAGACUUGUGUGGAGACUUGGACGGUUAGUCCAAAAGGAGGACGCUAGCGGCGGUAGCGCUGUGUUAGCCUCGUUAGCUCCGCUCUGAGCUCCUGCUCUGAGCUCCUGCUCUUAUAUAAAACACGGCUGAUGUGCGGAGGCACCGGGUAAACAACACUGACCCCGGACUUCGAGCGGAAAGCCUCGACACUCUCUGGUCGCUCUAUGACGCUGGAUCUAAAGUAGCACCUUAUAUUAGUUGUUAUUUAGUUUUGUACAAGUUAGUAAGGUAAGGUAAACUAAAAGAAAAUGUAAGCUUCUUACAUAGUAGCUAAGCCUGGAGGAUUUUAACUAACGCUCUGUUUACUGUAAGAAACAAUUCAUAUCGAACAGAAGUAAGUUUUUAUACAAUACAUUUAGCAGAUAUUCUAUAUUCUAAAAUCUUCAGAGGUGGCAGUCCUAGCGACUCUCUUCAUCGGAGGAACGGGAGCAGAGGCUUUGGUGAUCUGGACCCCGGGCCAACUAAAGGAAUUGAACAGAAACGCACCGGGCCACGACCAUUUAACUUGUGAGUGUGGCCCCUAAACAGAUCCAGGGGCCACACCAGAACUAGGACAGACCCGCGGUGACAGGCGGGCUGCUGUUAUUGACUGCGGGGGUCGUGUGACUGAAGUGGGACCGAGCCUACUUCACUGGCGAUGGAGGCUAGGGCCAAACAACGCGCAGAGCCACGACACAAGUUGAAAUAAAACUCCCUUCAUAUUCCAUAUAAACAUGGAGACCGGGCUCAUGAACCACCAGGGCCCGGGCGAGGUGUUCGUCCACCCGCUGUCCAACCCGGGGGCGGCGGGGAUCUGCCCUGAAAUGCUGGAGGUGGCGGAGGAGGCGAACCGGGCAGGGGACUAUGAUCUGGCCGUGGAGAUCUACAGCUCCCAACUCCAGGACCUCCCGCAGCCGGACCGGGGCUUGUGUCUGCGGAAGGCCGACUCUCUGGCCAGAGCGGGUCGGAUCUCGGAGGCGCUGGAGUCCUACUGCACUGCGGCGGCGAUCAGCAAACUGCAGCCGCACGAACUGCCGCUGCUCGUGGAGACCAUAGCCAAGAGUCUGCGGGAGAAGGAGCUGGGCAUACCGUGGACGAUACACGGCCAGAGCAACGGGGGCACGGGGGAGGAUGGAGAGUGCCCGGAGGAGGACGAGGUGCUCGACCUGUUCUCGUGCCGCCUGUGCCGCUGCCUCCUGCACGACCCCACCACGCUGGAGUGUGGACACACCUUCUGCAAGCGCUGCCAGGAUGAGCGUUCGGCCCAGGACUGCGCCCAAUGUAAAGCCAAAGCUCCCCCCGGACCCAGCCCUCAGCGCAGGAUCAAUGUGGUCCUCAGCGGCCUCCUUGACAAGCUCUUCUCCACCGAGAGCAGGGCCCGGAGGCUGUGGGUGGAGGGCGAGCUGCAGUGGAAGAACCAGAACCUGAAGGAUGCCCUGGACAAGUACAACGCCGCAGUGGAAUUGGCGCCCUCCACUGGCCGCCUCUUGGUACAACGCGCUGAGCUGCACAUGGAGAUGCUCAACUACAGCCAGGCCGUGCAGGACGCCAGCAGCCUCUGUCGCAUCUCCCCCCACUGGACCAAGGCACACUACCUGAAGGCCACGGCUCUGACCCAAGCGUCCCGCACGGAUGAGGCGUUGCAGGAGUACUUCCUCUGUGUGGCCCUCAAACCUGACUGGACCAAAGUCAAACUGGAGGCUCAGAAAGUUCUGAGUGACCUGUUCUCCUCUGUGUUCGAGCGUGAGGACAUGCCCACACCCCUGCACCCUCUCCAGAGAGGGCUGGCCACUCGUCUCAUCAAACCUGCUGCUUUGCUGGGCUCCUUGAGGGCCCCAGGGCACAGAGCAGGCCCCUGUUCCUCCUCCUCCUCACAGCAGGGCUCUGAGCUGAGUGUGAGUAAAAGUGCACCUGUAGAAGACUCCAGACUGACUGGGCUGCAUCCUGGGGCUCCUGACCCACAGGAUGGACCUAGCAGCUCCAAGAGCCUGGCUAGUGUCUUGGCUGCUCUGCCCACUGCCCCUGGUGCCCUUAAGAGGAAACACAGUGGAGAGGGACCCUCUGGAGCCCCUUCUAAGAUGCUUAGGCAAGGAGGUGGUCAGGUGCCUGCUGCAGUGUGCGGGGGCAGACUGGUCCCGGCUGAGCUGCUGGACAGUGGAGAUCUGGAGUGUUCUCUGUGCAUGAGGUUAUUCUACGAGCCGGUCACCACUCCGUGCGGACACACCUUCUGCCUCAAAUGUCUGGAACGCUGCCUGGACCACAACCCCAACUGCCCCCUGUGCAAGGAGAACCUAUCCGAGUAUCUGGCAAACCGCGGCUACAACAAGACCCUCCUCAUGGAGGAGGUGCUGCAGCGUUACCUGGGAGAUGAGCUUGCAGACAGGAAGAAGAUCCACGAGGAGGAGAUGAAGGAGCUCUCCAACUUGAACCAGGAAGUGCCAAUUUUUGUGUGUACCAUGGCCUUUCCCACCAUCCCCUGCCCUCUACAUGUGUUUGAGCCGCGCUACAGGCUGAUGAUCCGCAGGUCCAUGGAGACAGGCACCAAGCAGUUCGGCAUGUGCAUCGCCGACGACCUCAAAGGCUUCGCAGACUACGGCUGUAUGCUCCAGGUGCGGGACGUCAAGUUCUUUCCUGACGGCCGCUCUGUGGUGGACACCAUCGGAGUGUCCCGCUUCAAGGUCCUGAGCCAUGGACAGAGAGAUGGAUACAACACGGCAAAGAUCGAGUACCUGGAGGACAAGAAGGUGGAGGGGGAUGAGCUGUUGGAGCUGCUCAAGCUCCACGAUGCAGUGUAUGAGCAGGCCAACAGCUGGUUCACCUCUCUGAGGGACAACAUGAAGAGCCAGAUCCUCAGUCACUUUGGACAGCUGCCUACCAAGGACCCAGAUCCACAGGCCAGUUCCAGUGGCCCGGCCUGGUGCUGGUGGCUGCUGGCCGUUCUGCCUCUGGAGAACAGAGCCCAGCUCACCAUCCUGGCCAUGACCUCCCUCAAAGACCGCCUCAUGGCCAUCCGUAGGGUCCUGAUCUUCGUUACCCGAAAGCGCCCGCGAUGAGCCCCACCAUGGAGCUCCGCAAUGAGCCCCACCAUGGAGCUCCGCAAUGAGCCCCACCAUGGAGCUCCGCGCUGGGCCCCACCAUGGAGCUCCGCGCUGGGCCCCACCAUGGAGCUCCGCGCUGGGCCCCACCAUGGAACUCUGCGCUGGGCCACACCAACGAGCUUCGCACUGGGCCUCACGCUGCUCACUCUGACCUCUGUUUUCUAUGCACUACCACUUCAUCUCCACAUGCACAUGUGUACACACUCUUACCUCUUUUCCACCAUCACUAGGCCAAUGCAAACCUCAUGUUACACUGUGGACUCACUCGUGCACUUCCAGGUGAUGCAAAACCAUAAGAGCCACAUUGUCUGAGCUUCCUUGUGAAAACAGCAGCACUUAGACUAGACUUGGAGAAUUGAAUUGCAUAUAUAGACUCUGGACGUGCUUCAAACAGGGAUUGACCAAAUUGUGCUUGCUAUGACCUCCUCAGAUAAAUAGUAUUGCCUUUACCUGAAGUAAAAACCCCUGUUUUUGCUACAAGACCAGAACCCUAAGAGACUGCCAGGUGGAAAAGAGGUAACUGCUCAAGCUCUCAAAGGCCACUUAUUCUGCUGUGUUUCAUCCCAACUCGCUCCUUAAACUGUGCAAGACCAAAUAUUCUACAGCAACAAGACAUAAAAAAACAGGCUAUAUUGAACGGUUGAGGAAUAAAAUUUGUAUUUCAUUUGUAAAAACUUUAAUGCUGUGCAAGAGUCUCAAAUACAGUCCACUAAUUCAAAAUGUACAAUUUAAGCACUUAUAUCAAAAUCUUGUAACAUGAAUUGGUCGAACAGCUUAAAAAUUCACAGCAAAAAUGUUAUUUGAGCCAUUUUGACUAGUUAAGUUUGAUAUUGACUACACUUUAACUGGUGCUUCUUAACUUGUCACAUCAAGUAUAAUCUAGAAAAUGCAAAAUCAAGUUGUGGCCGACCCUUAAAAUCGCAAAAAUGUGAGUUGUUUUUCCUCGUGUAUUUUAGUUUUGAAGCGCAAUAUUUGGCCUGGCCUGCCUGUAUGGAGCGCUGUGUGUGGGGCGGUACCGGAUGCUCUUUCUCUCUGCCUCGCAAUGCAAACUCCCUCUUACCUGAAUACUCAUGCAUUUCUAUGGACUCCAUUCUCACAACUGACUUUUGGUUAUGAAGGAACAGGCGCAGUGGGGACGGGCCAACAAACUGGAGAAACGGAGCAAGGAAUUCUGGGAGAAGCUGUUAAAAUGUCAGUCAAAUAGUGAAAUUAAUGCACUUUUUUUCCCUUUUUUUGGUGAUUCACUGCAAAUCCAUCAUCUACAGAGUUAACUCAAAUUAACAGGCUGAAAUCAAGUUGGAGAAAAUUAAAAUCACACUAGAAAAAUAUAAAAUAAAAUGUGCUAAUUAAAAAAUGGUUGCCCUAUUUGAAUAUAUCUAGUCACGAUGUUUCAUUUAAAUAUUUGACGUUAAAUGAACGUAGAUGUUUUAAACGGAUCAUCUUAAAAUGUGAAUGACCAAAAAACGAUAGACUUGAACAAAAACAAGACAAAGUUAAUAAAAUGAAACAAACACUAAGUCAGCACUGCUCCGAUAGGCCUAAACACUCAUGAAGAGUCAUUUUAACUUGUCUAGAUGUUAUUUUUUGCAGUUAUAACUCCAAAGCACUUAAUGCAGUUUUUCCAGCAUUUCCCGACAGCCCCUUGCUCUGUCCUCCUCCGCUUCUCUGCCUCUGUAUAUUGUCCCCGGUUUAUUUCAGAAAACUGAACACGAAGACUGACGCUUGAAUACAGCGCCCCCUGCCUGAGAAUGUACUUUUAUCGUCACGACUUCUCCUCUGCUCUUCUUCCGGACACGCAAAAAGCUGUAUCUCUGCUGCGUGCUAAAGAGAGUUCACAUAGGACACGAUGCAUACGGCUAACUUUUUGUCACAUUGUAGCAUAUCCAGGGGGUUAGCUUCGCGGGUAUGGACAUGUGUGUUUGUCUCCUGUUUGUUGGGUGAUUUCUGUGUAUAUUAAUGUAUCUUGGAGAGGCCUUUUAUUGUUAAUUUAAAGAAAAAAUGGUUCACCCUUUUUCUCUAUUUCUCUUUUCUGUCAUUUUCAGACAGCGCUCUUUUAUACGACAAAUGGAAUUGUAUAUGAGGGAAAUUGUGAAUACUUGGAACUUGGGGGUAUCAAGAAAUCUGUAAUAGGGAUGUUAAAGUUACAAAUUCUAAUAUUUUUAGUAGUAUGAUGUGAGGAAAGCUUAGAAUAUUGAGUCUGACAAGAAAAAAACAUGGAAAAUGAAAAAUCUGUUCCUGUGGAGGGUAUACUACCUGGGAGAUGUUAUUGCUUUUCCUGGAAUAUUCCAUAGUAUGGCAUUAAACAUUUGUAGAGAUUUCUGCAGCAAAAAAAGGCAGGCGACUUCAACAGGCUCAAUUACAGGUCAGAUCUGUGGAGAGGCGAUGCCACUGUUUAGAAGAAUGCAUGUUUUCCUGAGGUAUUUUCGAGUAAUAAAACCAUCUGUAUAUGGGAGAAAUGCAAGAUUCAGCCAUAUUGUGGAACAUUCUAAGUAAAGCUGUAUCAUCAAGAAAAGUUGUGUAUUGUAUCCCUAAAUUAUAAAUACAGGGCAUAUAAUCUACACUAAUAUAACACAGUGUAAAACCUGAACUUGUAAUAUUAAAACUGAUAAUUUUUAACAUCCCUACUUUGUGACCUUAAAAUUUUAAAAUUAAAAAAACAAACUACCAUCUGUCCCUCUCCACAGAAAUAUUAACACUAUUUAGUUAAUAGACAUGCAUUGUUCUCAUUGUAGGUCAUUCUACAAAAAAAAUAAAAUAAUUUGCUUAAAAUUUGAAAACUGUUUUGGGGUUAAAAAAUCCAGUGUCUAGUCCUAACUAAAUAAUUAAAUUGUGGUCAAAGUAUAAUUCAUAAUUCUUGUCAAGUGACCUCCUAAUAUUUUUCACACUGUAUAUGGUUUUGUAUAAGAGCGCUGUUCUCCUGUAUAUUCUGUCCUUUUAUUUGGGCCAUUUUUGGGGGGGAGGGGGGAGUACUGUACGUGCUGCAAGUCCCUGCUAUAUUUGUAAAGGGAGAUCUUAAUACCUAUUUUUUAUUCGCAAAUAAACAUUCUGAACUCUG